This is a messenger RNA of Chroicocephalus ridibundus (black-headed gull), 2066 nucleotides long. RefSeq names its product placenta associated 9 (gene PLAC9). The transcript is spliced from 4 exons. The record is from RefSeq and is a predicted model, not a curated record. The coding region runs from base 366 to 656 and encodes 96 amino acids. NCBI's taxonomy places the organism in Eukaryota, Metazoa, Chordata, Aves, Charadriiformes, Laridae.
CUCUCUUACUUUUCUUGCCCCACUUGCCGUUUUUACAGGAUUCAGAGCUCUUCAGCACAUUCCAGUUGCAGACUGCGUAAAUAAAUACAAGGGUUUAAAAAAAACCCCAAACCUUUGGGGAGCUUGGACCACAGCCAGCUUGGCUGGGUAACUGGACUUUGCAUGGAGCUGGAAGGGUGUUUUUUAAAAGGAGGGAAAACAGAAGAGAACAGCUCAAGAAUCUUGGCUCAGCCUGGGCAUAUUUCCUCCCAACUCUGGCUAAACCUCAGCACGAACGGCCGGCCGGAGGAGUCGAUGCGAAGCUGGGGAGGGAGGCUGCGGGGCUCUGCACCAGGACUACGGCAGAGCUUGGAGAGGCUGCAACCAUGCUUUUCCUCUGGGCACUGGUGUUCAUUUUAGUCCUGCAGGAACGAGAUCUUCUAGCUGCUGCAGACCCCGUCAGUGUGCUACCUGGAAGUUUGGGAAUAGGAAGCUGGUGUAACGAACAUGAUACGAUCCAUGAACGCUUAGAUAUUAUUGAAGAGAAGGUAAUAAAAACAGUGGAGCAUCUAGAAUCAGAAGUCAAGUCACUCCUCAACAUCAUCAGUGAGACAACAUCAAAUAUCCCCAUCGCUCCAGGAACCCCACUUAUAGACAUUUUUGAUGAUGUGAAGUAAUUCCUUCAUUCAACCCAAUGCAGCUCAGGCCUCAGCUGAAACACUGAGUCCAGUUUUGAACACUAGGUUUCAACAACCACUAAAGAGAGGAGGAGGGAGAAAAGGGAAAAAAACCCCACCAAACAAACAAAUCCCCAGCCAAGGAGCCUGACAGAUGAGCUACACAAAAAGGUUGUUAAAUUGGGGAUGUUUAGCUUAAAGAAUAUUGAAGUAGCCUACCAGAAUGAGUAAGGCUGCCACAAAGAUGAAAGCUGUGUUUUCUUCCCCAUUGCAAAAAUGAAUAAAACAAGAAAUAAUGCAGCAAGAAAGACUCAAGCAAAACACAAUGCAAAGCUUUUUUACAAGGACAGUGAAACACUGAAAUUAUAUGACUGCAGUUUCCCCAGGACUGAAAACGUUAGACCAGCAUCACACCUUACAACUGCAGGAUGGACUAAGCAACCUCAAGGUCUCUUUCAGUUUUAAGAUCCUGUGAUUCUUUAGUUUCACAUGUGACAAAUGAAACAAAGGACAACAAAACACAAAAAAAAAGUUAUUGGAAGUAUUAUCAUUUUAGUAUCUUAAAUCCGAUUUUGACAUGUAAGCCCCUCACAGAAAACAGUGUAAGUUUUGAGUUAUGUUUGUAAACGUAACUCAAGUUGAUUUGAGUAUGUUUGUUGAGUUAUGUUGAGUAAAUGUUUUUGGAAUAAAUUAAACCACAACAGAAAUUACUUGGAUGAAACCACCUGUUCUACACAGCUUCUUACAGUGCUCUGCCCCCUUCAUUCUCUGCCCAAGUAUUAACAGUGCAUUUAACAAGGUGAGAGACACUCCUGGUGGAAAAUAAACCUCUUGUGGAAAGGUAUGAGCAUUCACAGACACGUUUAUGAAGUGAGUUUUGUCAGUAUUCGGUUUUUCGCUUGUUCGUUUACAUACACACAUGCAUACUACAGUGCACUUACAUGAUAGAAGGUGGGCUCGAGGUAGGCAGCAGUGGAGUUUAUGCUGGUUUUCAGUUCUUGCAGUUGGCUGUAUGGAUCUGGUCACCAUGACUAAUUAAGUCCUCACCAAGUUUGUUAUUCAUUAAAAGUUCCGAUUUUCUAUAAGAGGCGGUUUAUAGGUAACAAUUAAGUUACUCCCCUGCAACGAUAAUCUAUUUUAAAAAGAAAAGUAUUCUAUUAAAGUGUUACAGUGACUUCAAAAUGGAAAUCCUAAGUCAACCUCGGCAUAUUUGCAGCACAUCUAUAGUAAGUACUACUCAGAGCUUGCAACAGCUGACAAAUGGUCCAAAAAUUGCAGAGCUCAAGGAACUUCCUUCUGUGAUUUGGUGAAUCAAAGUGACAAGUCUCUGCUUUAAAGCAGCAAGAUUCAUUUUUUAAAUGAUGUUUAUCUACAAAGAUUGAUCCUGAUCCAAAAAUAAUUAUAUCACUC